This is a messenger RNA of Cyphellophora europaea CBS 101466, 2118 nucleotides long. RefSeq lists its product as uncharacterized. The record is from RefSeq and is a predicted model, not a curated record. Gene Ontology annotation, biological process: magnesium ion transport. Gene Ontology annotation, cellular component: membrane. The transcript has a single exon. Gene Ontology annotation, molecular function: magnesium ion transmembrane transporter activity. Lineage: Eukaryota; Fungi; Ascomycota; Eurotiomycetes; Chaetothyriales; Cyphellophoraceae. Bases 1 to 2118 code for a protein of 705 amino acids.
AUGCUAGCGUUUGCCAUUGUCACAUCGGAAAAGGAACACAAAGCAGACUGGUCCUCGCUCAUUGGUAUCGUCACGGCAAUUGUUGGGAACAUCCUCAUUUCUUUUGCGUUAAAUAUUCAACGCUACGCGCAUAUCCGCCUGGAUCGGGAAUUCAACGAGAAGAAGUAUGGCACCGAACUAGGAAAGCAGAGCUCUGGGCAAACAACAGUCUAUGGAACUCAACAGGAGGACAUUGCCGAGCAUCGGGCUGACGUGAAUGCGCAUGCCCAAGGACUGGGUGAACCCGCCGACGACCGUGUUGCCCACGGUCCGGACAGUAGCGACGAUGACGACGACGACACGAAAGACUUGCGGCGUUCUUUCCAGUCUGGUGCAACCCUUCAGUCCACCGGCGACGACGAAGAGCGCCGCGAGUCGUACCUGAAAUCACCAAUCUGGUGGCUUGGUAUUGUUCUCAUGACUGUUGGAGAGACUGGCAAUUUCCUCGCGUAUGGCUUCGCCCCUGCGUCGAUUGUUAGUCCGCUCGGUGUCGUUGCCUUGAUCUCCAAUUGUUUGAUUGCCCCACUGAUGCUGAAAGAGCGCUUUCGAAAACGCGAUUUCGCGGGCGUGGUCAUUGCGAUUGGUGGUGCUGUGACCGUGGUACUGUCAGCCACCCAAAGUGAGACCAAGAUAGGACCUGGCGCACUCUGGAGGAACUAUAUCCAGCGGUGGGAAUUCCUUGUUUAUGUCAUCAUUACUGUCAUUGGUAUCGUCGCCCUCACCGCUGCUAGUCCUCGCUAUGGCACGCGCACUAUCCUGGUUGACCUUGGUCUCGUUGGGCUUUACGGUGGCUACACUGCUCUAUCCACCAAGGGCGUGGCAUCACUUCUCUCAACCUCGUUGUACAAGGCAUUCACAUAUCCGAUAUUCUACCCUCUCGUCCUCAUCCUUGUCGGAUCUGCUAUUAUGCAGAUUCGUUAUCUGAACAAGGCUCUGCAGAACUUUGACUCGACUCAGGUCAUUCCCACACAGUUUGUCAUGUUUACACUGUCGGUCAUCAUCGGCUCCGCGGUGCUGUACAGAGACUUUGAGUCUUUCACUCUGCAACAGGCCAUCAAAUUCGUUGCUGGAUGUCUUUUGACCUUUUUCGGCGUCUAUUUAAUUACAAGUCAACGAGAUAUACAAGAGGGCGCAGAGAAGGACGAUUACAACCAAGCAACCGAGGACGAGACCAUUCGUCUUCUCAACGAGGAGGACCAGGAAGCGGACGAGCGGACACCUUUGGCUCGCAAGAGGACGCCCCAACCUCAGCCGCUGUCCUCAUUGCAAACGCCUCCCAUGCUUCCUUCUCCCGAAUCGUCCUACGUGCCAUCGAUUGCCGUCACGCCUGCGGAUGAUUCACCCAGUCCGUGGAACCAGUCAAUCUCUGACCUCUCCACCCCAAGCAAGCCGAAUUCACGACCCAAAACCCCAUUACGAAGUCAAUCGGAUCAAGUAAUGCACGAGGACAGUACACCAUUUUUCACGCCGUCUACCUCUCAACCAUUGCGGCGGACGCCUUCGGCUCAUGCCGAUAUCGCAACGCCUACACGCAGUCGUCGUUCAACUCGAGCUGUCAGCCCGCCAAAGGCAGAUCCUGAAGCACUAGCUGCAGCGGCCGACGCGGCGCCGCCGUCGACCAAGCGAAAAACGGCAAGAGACAGUAUUCUCAGUCUCGUCCCAGGUCCGUUGCUACCCCCUCUCUCGUCCUCGCUCUCGGGCAUAGUCGCAGAAUCCUUGCUCAGAGGCGAAGGCGCGCCUCUAGCGGUCAGAAAUCGUCUCCGAAGGCACCGGUCCGCGAGGCACGGGACGAUGGAUGAAUCGCAGUUUCGGAGAAGAAGUGAAGUGCUGCCUGACGAGGAGAACGGAUUUGGGUCUAUGCUUAAGAGGCACGCGACCAACGUGGAAGCUAGGUACUCUAGCCCUGAUGUUAGUUCUCAGCUGGACGAUGGAGCCAGUCUGAAAACCAAAAGGAGCAGACUUCGCAGCCUGAGUGAGACGUUUGGAGGCUUACUCGGCUCGAAAGACAAAGAGAGGCGGAAAGGCAAGGGAAGGGAUGAUGAAGGCGGCGGUGCCGGCAAUGGGGCUGCAAGAGUUUGA